AUGAGUGGGGAGAAUGAUAUUACGUUUAUUAUAAGCUAUGAUGGGAAGUUUGAGAACUUGGAAGGAGGUCUUUGCUAUAUCGGUGGAAAAAAAUUGUUGAUAUGUAUGGGCAGCGAGUUUGGUACAAGUUUCCCUAUGAAACAUGCGACACAAUGGGUAGAUACCGUGGAAGUGUAUCUUGAGCAUGAGGACGUUAACAAUGAGGCUGAAGAGAGUGAAUCAGGUCCGCAGGGUGGUCAAUCAGAUCAGGGGAAUGGUGAAUCAGGUCCGCAGGAUGGUGCUGAGUCUGAAAUAGAAAUGAAUAAAGCACGAGAGAAUGUUGAACCAGACCCGCGGGAUGAGCGUGUAGCAGCUAUAGUUGGCGAGUUUGUCGAUGAGGAAGAGUACAAUGAAGCUCAUAGAGAUACACCUCCAGCCUCGGAUGAUGAAGAAGAUGACAUCGGAAAUGGAUAUGAAAGAUGGCGAAGAGGAAGUGGAGAAUUGAAAAUUAUGCAGGUUUUUGAAAGCAUAAGCGAGUUCAAGGAAGCUGUGUUAGAAUAUGCAUUAAUGGGAGGUUGGAAUGUCAAAUACACAAGAUGGGGAGAUGAAAUUUCCGAGGCAAAGUGUGCUGUAGUGGGUGAGGUUCCUUGUACUUGGAGAGUCUAUUGUUCUUAUGAGAAAGCGGUGAAUCUGUACAUGGUGAAGUCAUAUCAAGAAGAGCAUUCUUGUACCAAAGACGGGUAUUGCAAGUUAUUGACUGACUAUGUGAUUGCUAAGCUUCUCAUAAAUGAGAUUAGGCACAACAAUGCAUUGAUGCCAAGGUUCAUACAAGAUAUCAUUCAAGACAGAUACAACCUGACAGUGACACAUGAUAUUGCUAGAAAGGCCCGAAAGAGAGCAUUGGAGAUGAUAAGCAGCGAGUUUGAUGAACAGUUUGCGAGGAUAAAAGACUAUAAAGAGCAUAUCCUAGAGACGAACCCGGGAUCUUCGUGUGAUCUUGUAACAACAAUUAGAGAUGAUGGUGUUGAGAUCUUCGACAAGUUCUAUGUCUGUUUUAAGGCUUUGAAGACAAUAUGGCGAGCUUAUUGUCGACCCAUUAUUGGAAUUGAUGGGUGCUUUAUGAAAUCUACUUCAAAAGGACAACUCCUUGCAGCUGUGGGAAGAGAUGCAAACAACCAAAUAUAUCCUGUUGCGUGGGGCAUUGUUCAAGUUGAGGACGCCGACAAUUGGAAGUGGUUCAUUGAAAGGGUGAAGUAUGAUUUAAACCUCCAAAAUGGUCUAGGGUUCACACUUAUCUCUGACAAACAAAAGGGGCUUAUAAAGGCUGUUGAAGAAGAGCUUCCUUACAUAGAGCAUCGUAUGUGUGCUAGACACGUAUACGGAAACGUUAAGAAGCUACAUCCCAACAAGCCUAAGUUUAAAAAACUGUUUUGGGCAGUGGCAAAUAGCUUCAACGAAGGUGAUUAUAAAGCGGCACUUAAAGAGCUUAAAGCAUUCGACUCUCAGAUAUAUGAUGACUUGAUGGCGAGAGAUCCUAGAACCUGCACUCGGGCAUUCUUCAGCCCCAUUUCUACUUGCGAAGAUGGACUCAACAAUUUUUCAGAGUCAUACAAUAGCGGUCUGAAGAAAGCUCGUUCUCUGCCUUUAGUGGAAAUGCUUGAGACCAUGAGAAGACAAACAAUGGUUAGAAUUGAGGUGAGGAAGAAGAAAUUGUUGAAGUAUAGGAAGAAGUAUAGCGAAAAGGUUGCAAAGACCAUCAUUGAAGAGGGGGAACAACGGAAAUGGUGUAAGAAAAGGACACCUGGUCCGAAUGGUGUCUCAGAAGUAGAAGAGAAUAGCGUUUCCCACACUGUCAAUAUGGACAGGCGAACAUGUAGCUGCAGAAGAUGGGACCUCACCGGAAUUCCUUGUCGUCAUGCUUUGAAGGUGAUUUUAGAUAAAAAGCUUAAUGCCGAAGAUUUUGUGGCGGAUUGUUACUUGACGACUUUGUGGAAGCAGCAAUAUAGUGAUUCAAUCACUCCGGUGGAAGGAAUGAAGUUUUGGAAGGAAACUCCUGGUUCUCAGAUUGAGCCACCACCAAGACCUGCUGAGAAAGGACGGAAGAAGAAUCCAAAGAAGAGGAUGAAGUCGAUUCAUGAGUCGCCUACUAAAGGCAAGAAAGUGUCUAGACACUUGAAGGUGAUUCAUUGUUAUCGAUGUGGUAUGGCUGGGCAUAACUCUCUACAUUGUAAGCAUGCUGGAGUCCCUAACAAGCCAAGAAAGAUUUAUCCAAGGAAGAAGAAACAGUCCUCACAAGGAGAGUCAAUGUCAUUCGAUCAACGUGAUGCUCCGGGACCAAGUCAGCCAACGCAAACAUCCAACUUGAAUGACUAA
Messenger RNA from Brassica rapa (field mustard), 2352 nucleotides. RefSeq lists its product as uncharacterized. Gene Ontology annotation, molecular function: zinc ion binding; nucleic acid binding. The record is from RefSeq and is a predicted model, not a curated record. Lineage: Eukaryota; Viridiplantae; Streptophyta; Magnoliopsida; Brassicales; Brassicaceae.